Rhagoletis zephyria (snowberry fruit fly) is the source of this 1786-nucleotide messenger RNA. RefSeq names its product paramyosin, short form. Lineage: Eukaryota; Metazoa; Arthropoda; Insecta; Diptera; Tephritidae. Gene Ontology annotation, cellular component: bicellular tight junction; myosin complex. The record is from RefSeq and is a predicted model, not a curated record.
GAAUUCAAGCGUUCGAUUCGCGGCAAAUCCGCCACUGCCAUCGCCCAGGCGCUCAUCUCCGAAUCGGAGCGCAACAUCAAGAGCGCCAAGCGCGAAGAGGAGGACUUCCUAGCCCAAACCCUAAUAAGGUCUAGCCGCGCUGCAAGCCGCGCACGGUCCGGUUCGCCGGAGGGUCGCAUCUCUUCGCAUGGCUAUCAUUUGGAAUUGAUGGAUGAGCGCCUCGUCGAUAAGUUGGACCACCGUGUCUCCUCGUCGUUGUACAAUGUCAAGCGUCAGCUGUCGACGCUCAACCAGAAGACAGUGGAAUUUUACGCAGAUUCCAGCAAGCAAACUGCCAUCGAAAUCGAACAAUUGAAUGCUCGCGUCGUUGAAGCCGAGACCCGCUUGAAGACCGAAGUUCAACGCAUCAAGAAGAAGUUGCAGGUGCAAAUCACCGAACUGGAGAUGUCCUUGGAUGUGGCCAAUAAGACCAACAUCGAUUUGCAAAAGGUUAUCAAGAAGCAGUCAUUGCAAUUGACCGAAUUGCAGGCCCACUACGAGGAUAUUCAACGCCAGUUGCAGGCCACUUUGGAUCAGUACAAUGUGGCUCAGCGCCGCUUGGCUGCACUCAACGGUGAACUGGAAGAAGUCCGCUCGCAUUUGGACAGCGCUACACGUGCUAAGCGCACGGUUGAAUUGCAGUACGAGGAGGCGCAGACCCGCAUCAAUGAACUGAGCAUCGUUAACGUCAACUUGGUGUCGUUGAAGUCGAAGUUGGAACAAGAAUUGUCGGUUGUCGCCGCUGAUUACGAGGAAGUCACCAAGGAAUUGAGAAUUAGCGACGAACGCUACCAGAAGGUUCAGGUUGAACUCAAGCACACAAUUGAGCAAGUGCAUGAAGAACAGGAGCGCAUUGUCAAAUUGGAAACCAUCAAGAAGUCGCUGGAAGUUGAAGUCAAGAACUUGGCCAUCCGUCUGGAAGAGGUUGAGAUUAACGCUGUUGCUGGCAGCAAGCGCAUCAUCAGCAAAUUGGAAGCCCGCGUCCGCGAUUUGGAAUUGGAGUUGGAGGAAGAGAAGAGGAGACACGCCGAAACCAUCAAGAUCUUGAGAAAGAAGGAGCGCACUGUCAAGGAAGUAUUGGUACAAUGCGAGGAAGAUCAGAAGAACAUCAUCUUGUUGCAGGAAGCUUUGGACAAGUCUACCGCCAAGGUUAACUUGUUCAAGCGCCAGCUGUCCGAACAGGAGGGUAUGUCUCAACAGUCCGUGACCCGCGUCCGCCGUUUCCAGCGUGAACUUGAAGCUGCCGAAGAUCGUGCCGAAUGUGCCGAGACCAACUUGAACAUGAUCCGCGCCAAGCACCGCACAUUCGUCACCACCUCCACAAUUCCCGGCUCCCAGGUUUACAUUCAGGAGACAACAAGAACGAUCACCGAAUAAAUAAUUCACAACAGUUGCAAAAACAACUGAACACAUUUUUAUUGUAAUUUAAAGAUUAUGAAGUAACGGAAAUCCCGGCAACAACAACAACAACUAUAUAGCAAACAACUGCAUUGGAAUGAAAGGGAGAAAAAAUACAAAAAAAAAAAAAAAAUGAGACCAACAACAACCACGACAACUGCUUCGGUUUUCAAGCGCGAACUUUCUAAUGAGCGAAGUUCGCAGAAACUCCCACAACGCAGCCGUUUAUGUAUUUUUAAAUUAAACAAAUGAACAACAAAUAAACCAUCUAAACUAAACUAUGUCCUAUUUAAUUUACAAUUAAUUUUUGUUACCAGUCAACUUUUUUGUUAAAAGAAUAUUAAAACCC